AUCACUGAUGUAAGUAUGCAGUCAUAAACAGUGUGCUUUUAAACGCAAUAAUUUCCAACAUUUCAGAAAUUACCAUGCGUAAUUAAUUACACUUCUGUAAAUUGAACCAUGUGUUAAAAAAAAAAAAAAAAACUUUAAAAGUGUUCAAACAAAAUUAUAUAAUUAGACAAAUUUGCAACCAUUUGGAGGUUAUAUUUCAUUCGUACAUCAAAAAUGUGAAAUUAUCAAUCUUUUGACGGACAGACGGGAUUAUGCGGACCAUAUGAUUGGCUGCAGGUCACGUGACAAUUCAUGCUUUUAUUUGGAUGUGACGGGUUACUGUGAUUCCGAUUCAUUUGGCAUGUUGUUUCUGACGCCACAGUAAAUAUAAACAGUUGGAUUCUGGCCGUGUCCACAAUUAUUAUUUUUUUGACGUGACAACGUCUUAUAAAUCGAUGAACGCCGGCAGCACGCACGUAAAAGCAUGACUAAUUGGCACGUUCCGCCUGAGCCGAGCGUGCAAGAACCGGCCAACCACCGUGCGAGCAAAUCUUUUAUAUCAAACAGGUUAAGGCGAGCUUUUUAACUAAUUGUUCGUGAUUAUUUUUAAACAAAUUAUUUAAAUUAAAUUUGCAAAAAACUGUAAAUAAUAUUUGAAAAUUAAAAAGUAUGCAAUUUUUCAUCAAUGUUUUCUUAUGGCGUUAUCACGUAAAACUAUCGUCCGUAAACCGACUUUACAGACAACCCCCUUUUUAUAAUUAUCAUUAAAAAUGUUUUCAAACACAUGCACGCCCCUUUGACUACAUAUUAAACCUGUUGCGUAUAAUGUUUACUUUAGAUUAUUGGUGUGAAAAUGGCCUGGUAACAUGAAGAUGUACCUAAAAAAGAAAAUUUUGCUAAAAAUUCCUGAAGUUGGUUAUUUUGUUCUCUGUGUAUUUAUAAUCAUCCUGUACAUGUUGGUAGGUUAGUUGUGGGUUGUGGCAUAGAUCCAGUCUUUGGACCAAACCUGAACAGAUUUAAGUCCACAGUAGGUGAUUUCAGGAUCACCUGAAACUAAGAGGCCCUAACUUUAGAAAAUAUAAUUUCAUGGUUGUCUCAUGUGUGUAGCAAGGAUGACAGCCGUGAGCAUCUGUGUUUUGGGGGCGGGUGUGGUGGGCAUGACUACGGCACUGGAACUCAGAGCCCAGAUGCCCUCAGCCAUGACUACCGUCAUCGCUGACAAGUUCCGAGAGGCAACCACUAGCGACGGAGCGGCAGGCAUCUUUCGUCCUGGCAGUAAUUUCAGCGGGGAGACUCCAGAAAUAACCAAGAAAUGGAUUCACGAUUCUUACACCUACUACAAUGACCUGUACUCGUCGGAUCACGCAGAGCUGGCUGGUGUGGAUCAAGUGUCAGGAUUUAUGUUCUCCAACAUCAGUGAAGACAUUGUUCGUAAUCAUCUGCUGGAAGGUUUGGUGCCGACGUACAGGGCUGCGAGUGAAGAAGAGCUUCACAUCUACCCCGGCGGCUGGAAGCACGGCUCCUUCUUCACCACGCUGGUGACAGACUGCCGCAAGUUCCUGCCGUGGGCCAUGUACAGGUUUCAGGAGAGUGGUGGGACCAUCCAGAAUAAAACUGUGAAGAACCUCAUGGAACUUACAAAAGAAUUUGAUUUUGUCGUGAACUGUUCUGGACUCGGUGCGAGACAGUUGUGUUCCGACAAGAAAAUGGUGCCUAUCCGUGGUCAGGUCCUGAAAGUGCAAGCGCCAUGGAUGAAAAUGGCUCUGUAUGCAGAAAACGACACGUACAUCAUACCCAGCUCGUCAUCGGUGACCGUGGGAGGCUGCCGGCAGUACGACUCGUACGACCUGAGCGUCAGCCCUCACGACAGCGCUGCGAUCAAGGAGAGGGCGUACCGGCUGCUGCCGGCUCUGCGCUCGGCCCCGGUGGACAGGGAGUGGGUCGGUCUGCGCCCGCACCGCAGCGUCGUGAGGGUCGAGCCAGAGGUCUGCCGCUCGCCUGCCGGCACGCUCAAGGUUGUCCACAACUAUGGCCACGGCGGCUACGGCGUGACAUCUGCCCCUGGUACGGCACGCUACGCUGUGAAACUCUUGAAGGAACUUCAUUCAGCUGGAGUGGGGAACAGCAAACUCUAGCAGAAACAGCCAAACUUUAUUAUCUUGACAGUGCAGUGAACGCUCACCGCACAGCCACUGGACCAGCUCGGCCGGGACUACAUUAAUUGCAACUCCAGCAUCCGGGACGUGAUGCUGUACCAGAACGUGAUCGAGCGGCCGGCCAAGGUGCUUCAGGUGGUGUCUGUGGACGAGGAGGUGUCCGUGGGCAACGCCAUCAUCCACUGCAUCAAGGCGGCGGAGCUGAAGCCGGGAGACGCCGCGGCCACCGUCUCAGUCACUAAGGGAGGGCUGGGCUACAACUUUGUGGCACUGCACGUGCAGUCCCAGAGGGGACAUGGGAUUCACUUGAACGUCACCAUUACCGGCAAGUAGUCGUGGACUGACUGAGCUCUAUUCAACUCACAAAUAAUGAUACUGGCAAUAAUUUGUAAUAUGUCAUAGUAGUGGUAGUUAUAUCAACCUAUUUUACUAGACAAGAUUAUAUAUUUUAUUUUGUAUUAAUAUUGUUUUUAAAACAAGAUAUACCUGUGUAACAUGUUAUAUUCUUUUAAGUGGGUAUUAUCCAGCUAAUAAAAUAAUGCUUAGCAAUUA
Messenger RNA from Bacillus rossius redtenbacheri, 2687 nucleotides. RefSeq names its product D-aspartate oxidase (gene Daao1). Gene Ontology annotation, molecular function: D-amino-acid oxidase activity; FAD binding. The record is from RefSeq and is a predicted model, not a curated record. Gene Ontology annotation, biological process: D-amino acid catabolic process. Gene Ontology annotation, cellular component: cytoplasm. NCBI's taxonomy places the organism in Eukaryota, Metazoa, Arthropoda, Insecta, Phasmatodea, Bacillidae. Bases 1077 to 2114 code for a protein of 345 amino acids. The transcript has 7 exons.